Molecule: messenger RNA, 1374 nt
Organism: Trichomonas vaginalis G3
Lineage: Eukaryota; Parabasalia; Trichomonadida; Trichomonadidae
Product: transcription corepressor protein
Exons: 1
Coding region: 1-1374 (457 amino acids)
Biological process (GO): regulation of transcription by RNA polymerase II
Cellular component (GO): histone deacetylase complex
Molecular function (GO): transcription corepressor activity; protein binding
Source: RefSeq, a predicted model, not a curated record
AUGACAAUUUCCAGCUCUGAGAUCAAUAUAUUGAUCCAAAGGUACUUUCAAGAACUAGGCUACGACCAUUCUGCAUUCGCUUUUGGUUCGGAAUCGAAAAUUCCUCAGCAUCCAGUGGCUGAAAAACAAAUUCCGGCCGGAUCCUUGAUUUAUUUGAUCCAGAAAGGAAUUAUGUUCGCUCAAAUAGACUCAGCAGCCCACGAGAUUGCAGAGCAAGAAAACGACAGUCAAUUUGGAGAACAAAUCAACUAUUUACGAGCAAAUUUCCGGCAAUCAGUAGAAAUUGCCGAUGAAGUUUGUCAGUCUACGCGACGAAUGAAAGUAUUUCAUACAGAUCAAGCAGAAAUCCAGCCAAAUAUUCUUUCAUACCAUUCAUCCCUUGUUUUACAUAGCCAUUUUGCUCCUAUUAGUACAGCCGCAUGGAGUCUUGAUGGCAAGUACCUUGCAGCAGGCUCAUGCGAUGGCUCAGUUGUCGUUUGGAGUUUUGAUAAUCUCAAAUCUCCUGAUUGCAACGUCGAAGAGAAAACAAUUUACUUAAAUCCAGCCGAAUCCGAGAACGAAGCAUCCGACAUUACAGCUCUUAAGUGGUCAGAAACAACACUUGCCGUUGGUUCAUUUUCUGGCUAUCUUUCUCUCUACAAAGGCGAUACAUUAUCAUGCCAAAUCAUCGAGCAUAAUACACCAAUAGUAUCUCUCGACUUCAUUGGCGAAGUUCUCGUUUCUGGAUCGUUGGAUGGAACAAUUUUGAUAUCAAAGGAUAACGCUAUCCUUUCAAAAUUUAAACUGGAAGGUGGCGAACUUACAGAUGUCAACCAUACUGACGAUACAAAGGUCAUUGCUUCAUGCGGAAAUACAGUUUACCUUAUUAACGUCGAUGGCAGCGAUCCUACAGCAUUAUUUAGUACUCCUGCACCUAUUGUUUCACUUUGCAUCGAUUCCAAACGCCAGUUCAUUGCUGCAGCCGACAACGACCAAUCUGUCACUUAUUUCAAGAUCGAACAGUCAGAAUCACGUAAAGAUUCUAUCCAAAAACCAGCCUGUUCACUCGCAUUCGACACAAAAGGUAACUACAUCGUUGGAACUACAGAUGGUUUCUUGAAAAUCAUCACUCCAGAGGGAAACAUGCACACGUCGUUCGAUAUUCAUAAGAAACCACCACAUUCUAUUGCUAUUGAUCCAAAGGAAAGGUUCUUUGCAACUGCUUCUUCUGAUGGUUUCGUCGCAAUUUUCGAUAUUGCAGCAUCUAAAGUUAUAACUGCUUACAUAUCAUCGGAACCUGUUAAUGGACUUGCAUGGGGACCAACCGGAAGACUUCUUUGUAUAAUUCUCAAUUCUGGCGCUGUUGCAAUAUUAGAUUUCGACCAAUUAUGCUAA